UCGCAGAGUGUCGACAGACGUCACGGGGCCAACGUGGGCUCCACAGAACUCCGCGUAACGUCCCGUAAUAUUAACGUUACGUUAACGACGUACCUACUUACGUAAGUUAAUAGUGAAAAUAAAAAUAAAAUAUACGUAGAAAUUAAAAUAAAAAAUUAUAAUUUAUUGGAUAAAUGAAUAUUUACUUUCUGUAUUUUUCGCUGUUCAAACAUUGAUAAGACGGCAAAGUGAGCAAUCAUAAGUGGGUGUAAAAUAUCAUAAUGUUGUUUUUUGUGUGCUGCUGAAUUUUUCGAAGAUCUUCGUGAAUUUUUAAGAUUUAUGCGGCGAGCUAAAACAAAGUCAAACAGCUGCGCAGGAGGAUUAAAAAACUACAAAGCCUCAACUUAUGCUAACAUAAACGCAAACUUAUUUUGAAUCGCAUAACAAUGUGGAAAAGAAAAUAUUUUGAUGUGCGGAUCAGGUUUUAUCUAACGUAGGGUAUAGUGGGGGAGGGGGAGGGUUAUGCGCAGGCGAAGCGGGCGGCGGGGGGCCAGGCGCGGCGACUCGCACCAUGCACCACGCCAUAGCGCUGCUUCUCGCUGCCAUCUACACUAUUGCCUCUUCGCAGAUAGCCUGGACGCCGAUCUUCCUUGAUGCAAGCAGUCAAGUCGACCUCUGGACGCAGUCAUCGUCGGGCUGUGCCUGCCCAGGCGGCGGGACAGUGGGCGAGGAGUGCGCGUGCUGCGUGCGGGACGGCGCCUGCCCCUGCGGCGACGACGCGCCUGGCCGAUGUGCCCAGUGCGGACUCGAACAGUACUGCUCCAACAUGUGCAAUAUUACAAUCGACUCACGUAUCCUCAAGAGCAAGUCGGGCAAGACGUUCGGCCAGAUCAAGUCGCCGUCGAUAGAGGGCCCGGGUGCUUGCUCGUACUUUCUACAGCCAGACGCGGGACAGAGGGUUGAGAUACAAUUGUAUAGGCUUGUCUCUGUUGGACGGUUUAACGGAACUAGUUGUGUUGGUGGCUGGUUGCAACUGAGCGGUGCAGUUCGCAAUGUAGACGGCGUGGCGGAGACGCGUCUGUGCGGUGAAAACGAACGAUACACACCGCCCGUCGUAUUAUUUGCUGAUCAUGGUGCUUCGACACUUGAUUUUAGGAUAACAGAAAAAACAGUGAGAUCGCAAUUUCUAGCCUUCUUCAGUUUUACAUCUUUAAGUAAUACGCAAGGAGUUGGAUUUCAUCCCCGAGGGGGCUCAAGGAUACCGCAUACUGAUUGUGACUGGCUAUACCAGGACAUAUCUUGCCGCGGUGCGGGCACGUGCGUGUUGGCCAGUCCUGGCUACCCCGGGCUGUACCCGCCGCAUCGCCGUUGUCGAUAUCUUUUCGCCACUAACUCUGUACAUACCAGAGUCAGGAUUAUUUUCUCAUCUAUAUUACUGCCUCACGACCAUUGUGCCUCGGACUAUUUAACACUACGGGCCGGUAGCUCCCCGUCGGCGCCCUUGCUGGCUUCUAUUUGUUCUGAAAAAAGUGCGACACUAGAAUAUCCCGGGCCCAACUUGCUCCUGGAAUUUAACUCCGGGCCGUUGAUCCCGCCGUAUAAUUACAACGGAUUUAUAGCGAAAUUGGAAUUCAUAGAGCGACAGGAAAGCAGCGAAGCGCCCCCUACUGUGGUCGCUGCGUCACCGCCCCUUGCGGCCCUCACGCAUCUUACACACCACGCUGACAGAUCAGCGUCUGUGGAUAAUACGGUAAUCACGAAUGAAAUUUCUCAUACAAAGAACGGUCGUGUUGGUUGUGGAGCAAGUGUGCGAGGCUUUGGUCCGGGAGGUGUACGCUCUGGCCAUUUUGAUACCCGGGCUACGCCCUGGCGUACACAAUGUACUAUACACCUGCUAGGAGCGCCCACAGAUGUCGUACAAGUCUCACUUUUUAAUUAUAAUUUAAGGUUACAAAGCUGUCGAUCUCAUAUUGAGAUUUUAGAAGGAUACUACGAAUUUAUUGGGAGAGGGGAAAAAGUGAGUAGAUCUGAGAGGGGUGAUAGGGCACUUCUUAGGGUUUGCGGCCCUUUUAUAAGAGAAGCUAGAGACCCUUCCGGCAGAUUUCUUAUUCGGCAAGCUGUGACAUCUAAGGGCGCUAAUAUUACUAUACUAAUACGACGUGCCUCCACACAAAGUGUUGAUGAAGAGGAGUUUGUUGAUGGAGCGUUUGCAUUUCAUGAUGAACAGCACGAGGGUACGAUAUCGCCGGACGCGACGUGCGCGACCACGCACUACGGGCUGUCGGCGCUACGACACGGCGGAGUCUCCGCGCCCUCGCAUCAUCACAUAUACUGGAAUAUUGAGGAGAGAUUGCUCUGCACGCAUCUCUUCAUGCCGGCUAUCAACCAGAGCAUCACGAUUGAGAUCCAACGGCUCGACCGUAUGUGGAGCGCGGAGCCGCCGGGCACCGCGCCUGCCGGGUCCAUGGGAUGUCGCACGGCGUGCGGGGACGCGGGCUGCGAGUGCCGUGCCGCCACACCGCUGCACUACCACGACCACAUCGCCCUCGUCGCCAGUGAUGGCACACAUCUUUCGUGUCUGUGUGGCGACUUUCAGGCGGAGUGGUUGCCCGUUGUGGUUCGUAGUUGGAGCGGCCUCAGACUUGAAUACUCGGUGGCUCACUACACGUACGCCAGUCGGGGGUUCGAUUACGCCGCCGCGUAUAGUUUUAAUGAAGACGCAAUGUGUGGACAACGUACUUAUACAACUCAUUCGGGUGAAAUAUCAUCAAGAAAUGUAUCAGUUACGGGAACUUUAAAUGAAUUUUUUUACCAACAAUGUACUUGGGUUUUAGACUCUAACGUUGAGAGGCAAUUAUUUAUUGACAUUUCUUCAGAACAGGAUAAAUCAUGUGGGUCAUGGAACAUAACUCUUCACGAGUGGUCAGGCCUCGGAGUGCAGAGCUCAGAGGGACUGGCGGCCACUGCGGGUGAACUACUCUACACAUUUUGUGCGAGACAUAAGAAUCACACUUACACGUUGCCAUGGCGACUGAACACCGUUGUAAUAAGGUUAGUCGCGUUGUCAAGGCAGCAGCCGCUGUACGUGAUCCGCUGGAGGUCACAGGUGGUGCGCGCCAACACGCGCCUCGGCCCGCCCACGCCGGCGCCCGCCGCCGCCGCGAUCGCAACUACACUGCGACUCUCACUCACUUAUUUAUCUAUUUUGUUAUUAUUGGUACAAAUAAAAAUUUAAUUCAUUGCUUCAGUACACAAGUCACUCAACCCGGCUUCGCACGGCUAACUGCGUUUAUAAAAUUAGAAUCGUUUGUGUAUAUUUUUG
Messenger RNA from Papilio machaon (common yellow swallowtail), 3301 nucleotides. RefSeq lists its product as uncharacterized. The transcript is spliced from 17 exons. Bases 551 to 3214 code for a protein of 887 amino acids. NCBI's taxonomy places the organism in Eukaryota, Metazoa, Arthropoda, Insecta, Lepidoptera, Papilionidae. Gene Ontology annotation, cellular component: plasma membrane. The record is from RefSeq and is a predicted model, not a curated record.